Parascedosporium putredinis is the source of this 1617-nucleotide messenger RNA. NCBI's taxonomy places the organism in Eukaryota, Fungi, Ascomycota, Sordariomycetes, Microascales, Microascaceae. The record is from the annotation of a GenBank genome assembly.
AUGGCUAUGCGCAGCCGGGCCAGACAUCUUUGCUUCUCCGCCGGCCUUGAAGCGAAACGGAAACGUGGUGACGGCAGUGGCGGAAAAGCCAAAGUCAAGGCUCAGCGCCCUGGAAAAUCCCAUGGCGCUGUGGUGGCUCGCCAAUCCCGAACCGACCUAGUCCCCAAACAUGAGAGACUGAAGCAGCAACGACACCGCGCUGCGGAUAGCGAGUACGGCAGAGGAGUGGGACUCAAUGUUAAGAACAUCAAGGACAGGAAGCUUAGGAGGAAUCUCUCUGUGCUUGAGACCAAGUUCAAAGAUGCUGCCGUCAAGGCCAAGGAUGCCGAGAUUCUCCACGAAAGCGCGGCAGGCUUCCUUGAGACAGAGCACGAUCUCGAGCGGACAUACCGAGUGCGUCAGGACGAGAUAACAGAGAAUGCGGCGAUAGAAACGGCGCAAAAGAGAUUCGACCUUACCCUUGACCAAUUCGGCCCUUACGUCUUCGACUACUCGCGAAACGGCCGACAGCUACUCCUAGGCGGGCGCAAGGGCCACAUAGCGACGAUGGACUGGCGGGAGGGUAAACUUGGGUGCGAAAUCAACCUUGGGGAGACGGUGAAGGAUGUCAAGUGGCUGCACAAUAAUCAGUACUUCGCCGUAGCGCAAAAGAAGUACGCCUACAUUUACGAUCACAACGGCGUGGAACUCCACUGCUUGCGGAAUCUUAUGGAGGUUACCCAUAUGGAGUUUCUCCCUUACCACUUCCUCCUCGCCACCAUGUCCACGCCUGGCUGGCUCAAGUACCAAGACGUCUCGACUGGUAAUCUUGUCAGCGAGAUUCGAACCGGUCUCGGCGCUCCAGUAUCACUCACCCAAAACCCAUGGAACGCAAUUCUUCAUGCUGGCCAUCAAAACGGCACUGUCACCCUUUGGUCCCCGAACUCAUCGGAACCUCUGGUCAAGUUAUUAGCGCACAAGGGACCUGUACGGUCGCUUGCGAUAGACCGCGGCGGCCGGUAUAUGGUUUCCACUGGCCAAGAUCUCAAGAUGGCAGUCUGGGAUAUCCGAAUGUUCAAGGAAGUAAACACAUACUUCACCAGACAGCCCGGCUCGUCCGUCGCAAUAUCGGACACAGGCCUCACCUCGGUAUCCUGGGGGACGAGCACUACGGACGUGCUCGGACUGGGCCACGAAGACGGCUUUUCAUCAAUCCUUGUUCCGGGUGCCGGCGAACCUAACUUCGACGCCCUUGAGGUGAACCCCUACGAGAACACAAGGCAGAGACAAGAGGGCGAGGUCAAGGCGCUCCUCAACAAACUUCAGCCUGAGAUGAUUGCUCUAGACCCCAAUUUUAUCGGUCACCUAGACCUACGAUCUCAGAAGCAGCGAGAAGCCGAAAAGGACCUCGACACUAAGGCGCCCGACUUCAUUGAAGAGCUCCGCCACAAGACAAGAGGCAGGAAUACCGCGCUCAAGAAGCACAUGAGGAAACAGCGCAAGAGGGGUAUCAUCGACGAGAAGAGGUUGAGGAUCGAACAGCUUUGGAAGGAGCAGCAGCAGAAGGAUACCCAACGACAGGAAGAACAGCAGGCUGAGCUAGGGCCCGCGUUGUCGCGGUUUGUAAGAAAAGAAUAG